GGUGUGAAAUUGCCAGUGGGGAGAAUAAAUAGAGCGAGCAGUCUGAGGUUAGGACAGACGGCUUCAUCAUGUCUUCUGGAGGUCUUCUGCUGCUUCUGGGAGUCCUCGCCCUCUGGGCAGAGCUGACCCCCGUCUCCGGCCAGGAUCCUCCAAAGUUUUGUUCUCUUCCUGCUGAAACCGGUCAGUGUAGAGGCAGAAUUCCUCGUUUCUACUACAACUCGGCUUCGCAACAAUGUGAACAGUUUUUUUACAGUGGAUGCGCUGGGAAUGCCAACAAUUUUGAGACCAAAGAUCAAUGUCAGUACACCUGUGUUGAAAAGCCUGGGGUGUGUCCCCAGGGCCCUCAACAACAGGGCCAGCAAGGCAAGAUUCCUUGUCGCAAGAAUUGUGAAAAUGACUGGAAAUGUCCUGGGCAGCAGAAGUGUUGCCGUUACGGAGGCAUGACUGAGUGCAAGGAUGCCGUCUUUGAGACGUUUGCUUCACCCACAAGGACACCCACCCCAAUUGGAUCUACCCCAAUUGGAUCUACCCCAAUUGGAUCUAGUGUUCCAUCUUGAAUCAGAGCCUUCUUCUGUCCUGGACCACCCUAGAGACCCUCCCCCCAAAACCCACCCUGGGUUCAUUCCUUCUUCUCUGCAAUAAAGCAUUGGCUCCAACUGA
Molecule: messenger RNA, 660 nt
Organism: Crotalus tigris (Tiger rattlesnake)
Lineage: Eukaryota; Metazoa; Chordata; Lepidosauria; Squamata; Viperidae
Product: fused toxin protein
Exons: 4
Coding region: 69-557 (162 amino acids)
Cellular component (GO): extracellular region
Molecular function (GO): serine-type endopeptidase inhibitor activity
Source: RefSeq, a predicted model, not a curated record